Lathyrus oleraceus (garden pea) is the source of this 495-nucleotide messenger RNA. RefSeq lists its product as uncharacterized. The transcript has a single exon. The coding region runs from base 1 to 495 and encodes 164 amino acids. The record is from RefSeq and is a predicted model, not a curated record. NCBI's taxonomy places the organism in Eukaryota, Viridiplantae, Streptophyta, Magnoliopsida, Fabales, Fabaceae.
AUGAAGGAUUUAGGUACUUUUCACUACUUCUUGGGGAUUGAAGUUGUCUACUCUCAUAAAGGCUACCUUCUUUCUCAAUCUAAGUAUAUUUCCAACAUCCUUGAACAAGCUUGGCUUUCUUAUACUUUUGAAGUAAAUAGUCCUUUUGAAUUGAAUGUGAAAUAUGUUCCCUCUGAUGGUGUUACUCUACCAUAUCCAACUUUGUAUUGCACUUUGAUUGACAACCUGACGUGCCUUACGAUUACCAAACUUGAUAUUGCUUACCUUGUUUAUGGUGUUAGUAAGUUUGUUGUCUCUCCCACUAUAGUACAUGGGUCAGUUGUUCAUCGCAUUCUUCGUAAUCUCCGAGAAACACAGAUUGAGAUCCUUUUAUUUCCCACGUCGUCUCCAUUGGAGUUACAUGUUUAUUUUGACGUUGAUUGGGAUGGUGACUCCACAAAUUCUAAGUAUGUCACAUGUUUUUGUAUCUUUCUUGGAGACUCUCUUAUUUCUUAG